Molecule: messenger RNA, 2329 nt
Organism: Ananas comosus (pineapple)
Lineage: Eukaryota; Viridiplantae; Streptophyta; Magnoliopsida; Poales; Bromeliaceae
Product: rop guanine nucleotide exchange factor 1
Exons: 5
Coding region: 130-2028 (632 amino acids)
Molecular function (GO): guanyl-nucleotide exchange factor activity
Source: RefSeq, a predicted model, not a curated record
GUGUGAGGAGAUUGGGGAGUGGCUUCUGCUUCUGCUUCUGCUUCUGCUUCUGCUACAGCUACUGCUUCUGCUUCUGCUGCUGCUACUUUUUCUGAUCUCCACCACCGCACUUUACUUUUUCCUCCGUUUAUGCUUUUGGCCCCUAGUUCUUUCUCAUCUGAAACCCUCGUUGUGGAGCGAAAGGAACACGGAAUCGACCGAGGGAUCCGGCGAUCUGCUUCCCCGCUCUUCGUCUCCGAGCUAGGGUUAGGGUUUCGGGGAGGAGUUUGGGGGGAGAGGAGAGGGAUGGGGAACGCGUCGGCGGAGGAGGAGGAGGAGGAGGAGGAGGAGGAGGAGGUCUCCGACCGGUGCGGGAGCUACAGCCCCAGCGCCGACGUGAGCGAGUCGGAGACCUCCAGCGAGUGCUCCGCGGCGCGGCGCUACGCCGCCGCGGGCGCCUCCAGCUCCUUCGCCUCGUCCCCGCUCGCCGCGACGUCGUCGUCGGCGGCGGCGGCGGUGGUGAGGGGGCUCGGCGGCGGCGGCGGCGGCGGCGGCGGGGGUGUAGUGUUCUGGGAGGGGAAGCUCGAGAAGCGGGAGAAGGGGCUCUCUGAGCUGGAGAUGAUGAAGGAGCGGUUCGCGAAGCUCCUCCUCGGGGAGGACAUGUCCGGGGGCGGAAAGGGUGUCUGCACCGCCCUCGCGAUCUCAAAUGCCAUCACAAAUCUCUCAGCUACUGUGUUUGGGGAAUUGUGGAGGCUCGAGCCCCUGGCUCCGCAGAAGAAGGCAAUGUGGCAAAGAGAGAUGGAGUGGCUCCUUUGCGUUAGCGAUUCGAUCGUAGAACUCGUCCCCUCCUUGCAAGAAUUCCCCGGCGGAGGGACGUUUGAGGUGAUGGUCCCUCGCCCUCGCACCGAUCUCCACAUGAACCUCCCGGCGCUCAAGAAGCUCGAUGCGAUGCUUCUCGGAAUGCUGGAUGGGUUCCGCGAGACCGAAUUCUGGUAUGUGGAUAGGGGGAUUUUGGUUGCAGAUGCUGAUGAUGACGGGAGUGGUGCCUACCCGUCUUCUUCGUUCGGUAGGCCUUCCUUGCGGCAGGAAGAGAAAUGGUGGCUCCCGUGCCCGCGGGUCCCGUCGAAAGGGCUCUCCGAGGAUUCGAGGAAGAAGCUGCAGCAGUGUAGGGAUUGUGCUAAUCAGAUACUGAAGGCGGCGAUGGCGAUUAACAGUGCGGUGCUGGCCGAGAUGGAAAUCCCUGAUGCUUACUUGGAGACAUUGCCCAAGAAUGGUAAGUCCUGCUUAGGCGAGAUCAUCUAUCGGUAUAUAACCGCAGAUCAAUUUUCACCAGAAUGUCUUCUUGAUUGCUUGGACCUUUCAUCUGAGCACCACACACUGGAGAUAGCAAACAGGAUUGAGGCAGCUGUACAUGUUUGGAGGAUGAAAGACGAAAAGAAGCAUCCGCAAUCAAAAGCAAAGAAGUCAUCAUGGGGUGGAAAGGUGAAGGGUCUUGUCUCUGCUACUGAAAGGAGUCAACUUUUGGUGCAGCGGGCUGAGGGCCUUCUGCAGAGCUUAAGACUACGAUACCCUGGUCUCCCUCAGACUGUCCUGGACAUGAACAAGAUCCAGUAUAACAAGGAUGUUGGACAGUCCAUCCUAGAAAGUUACUCGAGGGUCAUGGAGAGUUUGGCGUUCAACAUAAUAGCAAGGAUCGACGAUUUGAUCUUCGUUGAUGAUGCUACAAAGAGGUCCGCAGCUGAAGAAGGGAUCUCGAUAUUCAGCCGAGGAUUAGGAGGGCUCCCCAUUCAGAAAAGGAUCUCUCCUAGCCCCUUCUCGAUUCAGAACACCCCCUACGCUUCGCCAUUUGCCACACCAACGUACUGUGCAUCCACUCCCGUUACCGGAAGCCCUGGAAGAGUGCAACCUUCGAUAAGUAAGCGAAGUUUCCGGGGAGUACAAGAUGCAAAGGGGGCGAAGCUCAUUUCCAGUGAGUUGGAUAAGAUGUGGUCGUAUACCGGAAACCUCAGUGCCAGAAAGGAUGCAGGAGAUGCCCCCGAGAGGGAUUGAUUGAUCUGGUGGACUAUUUUAUCGCAUAUGUUAUCAGAGGCGGCGGCGGCGGGCGGUGUAUCCUUGUGUAGAAAUAACCUAUUUCGAGUUUUGUUAUUUAAUCGGGUGGAGUAAGGAUCCUGUUAAUGUCUUCUUCUUCUUCUUCUUCUUCUUCUUCCUGUUGUUGAUGGAACAGCGUAGCUCAACUUGUUGCUUUUUGAAUCUGUUGUUCAAAGGCUACCUCUUUCCCCUGUUCAUAUUGGCCUAUGUGAGCUAAAAACAAUAUUUUCACUUCCAUCUUUUAACAUAAGAAUUUAUGCCA